This is a messenger RNA of Cydia pomonella (codling moth), 3971 nucleotides long. RefSeq lists its product as uncharacterized. Bases 287 to 3019 code for a protein of 910 amino acids. Gene Ontology annotation, biological process: DNA integration. The record is from RefSeq and is a predicted model, not a curated record. Gene Ontology annotation, molecular function: zinc ion binding; nucleic acid binding. The transcript is spliced from 2 exons. Lineage: Eukaryota; Metazoa; Arthropoda; Insecta; Lepidoptera; Tortricidae.
AGGGGCGCGCGGCGCCCCAGUCGCGCCAUACACCAUGUCCAGGCAGAGGAUGACGAGACUCACUAUGACGAAGAGGGUACGUCGGGGUCUGACGUCGAAGAAGACCUGUAUCAUCUCUGCCUAAACGAUUAUAAAUCGAUAUAAGGAGUUAUUUAGUGGAGGACUUGGGCGGUUUAGUGGUGGAAAAGCGACACUCCGAGUGCGUGAAGGGGCUACGCCGGUGUUCUGCCGCGCACGGCCGCUGCCGUACGCGCUCCGCGACCGCGUCGAGGCGGAGCUGGACGAGAUGCUGCGCUGCGGCGUCAUCGAGCCGGUCGACACGUCGGAGUGGGCCACGCCGCUGGUACCGGUACGUAAAGCUGAUGGGGGCUUGCGAAUCUGUGCAGAUUACAAAGCAACCUUGAACCCCGCCUUACUGAUCGAUAGGUACCCGCUCCCUAAGAUAGAUGACCUUUUAGUGAGAUUAAAUGGUGCCCGCGUAUUUUCAAAAAUUGACCAGACACAGGCGUAUAAUCAGGUGGAGUUAGACGAAUCGAAAAAGUAUACUGUCAUCAACACACAUAAGGGAUUAUUCAGAUAUAAUAGACUAGUUUACGGAUUGUCUUCCAGCCCUGGUAUAUUCCAGCGAAUUAUGUCCAACUUGUUGAAAGAUCUACCUCAAGUCGAAGUAUUUCUGGAUGAUAUAAUUAUUGGUUCCGCGGACAUAAAUUCUCAUUUAGUGACAUUAGAAAAAGUUUUGAAACGACUUCACAGUCAUGGAAUGAAAUUAAAAAAAAGUAAAUGUUCUUUCUUAUUAGAAGAAGUACAGUAUUUGGGAUAUGUAAUUUCAAAAGACGGAAUUAAAGUAGAUCCCACUAAGAUAGAAGGUAUCCUUAAGAUACCUCGACCUCUUAAUGUGACAGAUUUAAGGUCAUUUUUAGGGGUAGUAAAUUUUUAUGCUAGGUUUGUACCGCAUUUGAGUACGAUUUUAUCCCCUUUGUAUGAUUUACUUAGGAAAGGUGCCAUAUGGAAUUGGAAUGAACGUUGCGAGAAAUCAUUUAAAAGUAUUAAGAAACUGUUAGUGAGCGCGGAAGUGUUAAGUCAUUACGAUCCUAACAAACAGCUGACGCUGACCACUGACGCGAGCAGCCGCGGCAUCUCCGGCGUGCUGACACAACCAGGGGACCGCUCGGACGCCGGCGGCGCGCGCGAACGGCCAGUGGCUUAUGUCUCGCGUUCUUUAAAUGAUGCCGAACGUAAUUACUCUCAAAUAGACAAAGAGGCGUUAGCAAUCGUGUUUAGCCUACAAAAAUUACAUCAAUUCCUUUAUGGCAGACAUUUUACAUUACGAACGGAUCACAAGCCGCUAGUUAGUAUUUUUGGAUCCAAGCAGGGUAUUCCCGCGAUGGUGGCUAGCCGAUUGCAACGGUGGGCGAUUAAACUAUCCGCAUAUACUUAUAAUAUAGAAUACAUACGCACCGAUGCUAAUGGCGCAGAUGGCUUGUCGCGCUUGCCCGUGCCGAUAAAAAAUGCUGACUCGCUAGACGGCCCGCCGCCCGAGCAAACGUAUUUACAUUUCGCACACAACGAAUUGUUAUUAGAUUAUCAUGAUGUUAAAAAAGAAACACAGCGCGACCCGAUCUUGAGCAGAGUUUUAGGGUAUAUACGAUCCAGUUGGCCGACUGACGUAGAAAUCCGUAAUUUACAACCGUACUUUAACCGUAGACUAGAAUUGUACGAAGAGUUAGGAUGCGUCAUGUGGGGUCAUCGGGUGGUAAUACCGGAUGGUUGCCGAGAUAGGGUUUUAAGCGUGUUACAUGAGAGUCAUAUGGGAAUCGUAAAGACGAAAGCGUUUGCCCGGAGCUACGUGUGGUGGCCGGGCAUAGACGAGGCGGUGGAGCGCACGUGUCGCGAGUGCAGCGUGUGCGCCGCCGAAGCGGAGGCGCCCGCGCGCCACGCGCCGUGCCCGUGGAGCUGGCCCGCGCGCCAGUGGACGCGGGUUCAUUUAGACUUUUUAGGACCACUUUAUGGAGUAACAUAUUUGGUGAUGAUUGACGCUCGAACAAAGUGGCUGGAGGUAUUCCCGGUAAAUAGCACCUCGGCUAGUAACACCAUCGAAAAACUGUGUGAAGUUAACGCUCGAUGGGGUUUCCCUAGACAAAUAGUUUCGGAUAACGGCCCUCCGUUUACGAGUACACAAUUCGCGACCUUUUUGACAAAAAACCGUAUUGAACAUGUACACUCAGCUCCAUAUCAUCCUGCUUCGAAUGGGGCUGCGGAAAAUGCGGUUAGAAUAAUUAAACGGGUUAUAAAGAAAGCCGUGCGACAAAAGCAUAAUGUUAAUCUAGCUAUCAGUAAUUUUUUAUUACACUAUCGUAAUACGCCACACUGCACGACAGGCGAAAGUCCAGCUAUGCUUAUGAUUGGCAGACAGGUUCGUACUCAAUUAGAUGUACUGCGUCCAGAUUGUGAAGAUAAGGUCCGUAAAGCACAGAGGAAACAAGCGAACACUCGAUUGGGUCCUAACCGUGUUCUCCAAUCAGGAGAUAACGUAUGGAUAAGGCAAUAUCAGGGAGAUACAAAAUGGGUUCCUGGUCGUAUUACUCAGAAAACGGGUACUACGGACUAUACCGUGCGCGAUAACUUAAAUAGGGAGGUACAUAGGCACGUUGAUCAGUUAAGGCGGCGAUCAAGUAUAUUAACCUGCCCGGGUGACUCAUCAGCUUUGCAGGUACCUCAGCCCGAACCAGUGGAACAUACUGAUGAUGCCAUCUUUGGCCGUGCUGAGACGCCGAUGGCCAUAAGCACGCCGCAGCGCAGUCACCAAGGCCGGCCGUCCACUGCGAGCGGCGCGAGUCCGGGGCUGAGUCGACCGGCAGACGCGCGGUCCGGAAUACCGCAGGCCUCACCAAAGUCAGAUGGCAAUGAAGACCUCUUUUUGUCGCCAACAGCAAUUUCAACCCCACCAUCUAAACCGCCCCAGUUACCUCGUCAAGUCAGACAAUGUAGACUUACGAACCCACCAAAAUACAAAUUUUAACUAACUUAGACAAUGGAAAUUGUGCCAUGUAACGUUAGUAUAGGGUUGAGUAUCAAUUGUGCUAACUAAUUAAACUGUUAAAAAUAAAUGUACAUAUAUAUAAGCAUUGCUCGUGAAAGACUAGGUGAUAAGAGGUGUGCCGUUGUGAUAUUAUUUUAGAAAUCUGGUGUAAGCCAGUUCCUCUUUUUAUUGUUUUUUUUUUUACCAGUAUAAGUUAUGUUAUGCAUUAGUAGGUAAUAUAUUGUUUUCCACAAUAAAUAAAAACACAAAUUAAUUGCCAGACAUACAUAUGUAGUUAUGUACAUCUAUUAAUUGUGUAAACAUUGUCUAAACUAUAAGACUAUUAAUUUUCUUAAUACAUCUGUAUGCUUGACCAUCCGAAUAACUCCCUGAUCCCUGUAAAACAAAAAGAAUUACCUCUAUUAGUUUAAAGGCGUAUUAUCUAUUUCUAAUGAACUUAUUUCAGAUAAACAAUAUUAUAAGUAGUCGAUAAGAUAAACCAGUUAUAAUAACGCCAUUGUAACUAAAUAAUAAUAUAAAGGAACAUUUAUGAAUGAUGAUGUUUUCAAACUCUGCUUUAUAUAAUAGUAGUCAAGUUUUUCUGUAAUACGCAUGCUCCUUAUAUUGCUUAUACCUAUAGGUAUUUACCUUACAAUUAGGAGGCACCUAAAGAUACUGUUGUUUUGUGUUCUGAGGAAUAAUAACAAUAGCGUUGUUGAACUUUUUUUUUUCUUGUUAGUUAGUAAACUUACCAUGUACUAGGAAAGGAGAAGGUAUUGUGUUCAGGAAGCAGUAUUUAAGGGUAUAAAAUUAUAACUUCAAAUAAUGUUUUAAGAAGAGAGUGAUGUAAUGUAUGUACUUACUUACCUAAUAGUAGUUGUCACAUCGCGGUGCAUUCGCGUGCGCCCUCUGCAGGCCAAUUAGUCUCGCAAUAAAUAUGUAAGUGACCGGA